Dentiscutata erythropus is the source of this 1178-nucleotide messenger RNA. The record is from the annotation of a GenBank genome assembly. NCBI's taxonomy places the organism in Eukaryota, Fungi, Glomeromycota, Glomeromycetes, Diversisporales, Gigasporaceae.
UCACUAACGAUUUACCCACUUUAUAUUUUAAGAGGGAUGAAAAAGUAAUUAAAGAAGAUUGGGUAAACAUUAUAUUAAAUAUAAAUGGAUAUAGAACCUUCUUAGGAAUAGAAAGAAAAUAUAAAACCAAUCGCGAAAAUCGGUGGUCUAAGAUGGUUCUAGAUAAUAUGGAAAUGAUCAAACCCAAAUCAGAACAAAAAUAUUUGACCGAAUUUAUUAAACAACUUAAACAAAUCUCGCAAAAUCCUGAACAAUUCGAAAUUUGUGACAUUAAGUUGGACAGCAUCAAUGAUCAAUAUUAUCUGAUUGUAGAUAAUAAUGAUCCUUAUCCUCCAGAACCUCUUAAUUUGCAUGUUACUGAAUGGAUUAAAACUCAUAUUAAUGAUACAGAGUAUGCUCAACUUGAAGACGAGUUAUGGAUUGUUGAAUUUAUAAAAACCUUCAAAAAUAUCCAAAAGAAAUUCGUAGGUUUUAAGAUCGAAGACAUGUCAGAAAAAUCCUGGCAUAUAGAAGUUUUGUAUCCGCUGUUCAGAGUUUUAGUUUCGGGAUUAAAUAGAGAUAAAGGAUCUUCAAUUUCAUCGCCACCAUGCUCAAAUAAUACUCCUAUUUCGUCAUCACCAUGUUCAAAUAGUACUUCUAUUUUAUCAUCACCAUGUACAAGCCCUAAAUCUUCUUCACCAUGUUUGAAUCGUGAAUUUGAAGAAUUAGUAUUUGUCAACCUUAAUGCUGACCAUUUUUCUAAAGCUAACAAUACAAAUGGAAUACGUCCUGAUGGCCAAUUAAUAUGUGAAAGUAUAUUUCCUAGAUUUAAGAUGGAAGUAGGAUCACUUGAAUCGAGUAAACCAAUAAAUUCAUCAUUCAAUAAGAAACAGAGUGAUAAGGCAAAGCUUAUAUUAGCAAUGUUGAUGUCUGGAGCUCACGUUCGUAACAAUUUUGAUUCUUCAUACAUGACCCAAUCUAUUCAAAAAUUGCUUGAAGAAAUCGGAUACGUGACUCUACAAGUUCACAAUGAGAAUUUAAUCGUGCAUAUAUAUGACUUCACUUAUAGCCCAAUUAAAGUAAGACAAAUUUUAAUUGAUGUCUUAAUUCCGGUUCGUCCUACAGUUAGAAUUGGAUUAGCAAUUCUUUGGAAUGCUGAAUCAUUAAUCAGAUUUGUGGCCGAAAUUAAAAAAUUAUGA